This is a messenger RNA of Closterium sp. NIES-65, 7125 nucleotides long. The record is from the annotation of a GenBank genome assembly. NCBI's taxonomy places the organism in Eukaryota, Viridiplantae, Streptophyta, Zygnematophyceae, Desmidiales, Closteriaceae.
AUGGAGGCCGAGCGGCCAACAGGUGAAGUGGAGGGGCUAGUUAAGAUGGGUACCGGAUGUGACCCAUGCGAGGUGAACGAGGAAGCGGGUGUUGAAGAAGCGGGUGUUGACGACUAUGGAGGGAGUGGAGGCAAGAAGACAGGCUCGCUGGCUCCGUCUCUCCUCGCGCUUCACCCGUCAGGCUCGCCUGUCUUUGCCACCGCGGGUGCCGCUGUCCGAGGCUUCGAUAUUAGUUCGGGUUCGGCGGUUUCGUUCAAGAGCAGCGACGGUGCGGAGCAGGCAGUGUCACAUGGCGACGCCGUGCGAGCCAUGUGCGUGGACCCCACCGGCCGUGUCAUGGCGACGGCGGGCGACGAUAAGAUCGUCAAUCUCUGGGUCAGGGAGGUGCAGUCGCCGUCAAACAGCUGGACUUGCUGCCAUAAGGAGAAGGUGUCCAAGCGAGUGAGCGCCAUGGGGUUCAGCAGCGACGGUCGCUGGCUGCUCUUCGCCGACAAGUUCGGCGUCGUUCACGCUCUCGCCGUGCCGUCGCCGACCGACCUCGCUGCUCAGAACGGAGAAGGAGGCGAAGGCAAGCGAGCGGUGGAGACAGCGAAGCAGCUGCUGGGCCACUGCUGCAGCAUCAUCACCUGCCUCGCGAUGUCGCACGGCAAUCGCUUCAUUGCUACUGGCGAUCGGGACGGAAAGAUUCGUGUGUCCGUGUUCCCCGACCAUCCUUUGGAAGGCGCUCAUGAGAUUCAGAGCUUCUGCCUUGGACAUACAGGGUUCCUGACAGCUCUAGCCUUUGUUGGCGAGCCGACACCAGCCAAGCACGGCAAGACCGACGGCGUCGUUGCGGCCGGGGAUGGUUCGCAGCAGCUGCUUCUGUCCGCCGCGGCUGACGCAACGGUGCGUCUGUGGGGCCCUUCAGACGGCCGCUGCCUCCAGGUGCUGCGCAUGCCGCCUCCGCCAUCGCCUGCGCAGGCGGAAGGGCCUUCCCCCAUGGCAGUGGACUCCGCGGGUGGCGGAGAACAAGCGGAAGCGGAGGCAGGAGGCACGGCGGAGACCGAGGGCGUAGCUAAUCCUGAAGAAGAUGCGGGGGGGAGCAGGGGUGGGAAGAUAGGAUCAACAGCGGAUGGUUCGUCGCUGGUAGCUGUCGCGGUCGAUCCGAGUGGCUGUUUGAUCGCUGGAGCUGUUGCCAGCUCGCCAUGCGUGUCUUUGCUCCGCUUUGACCCUUCGGCUCGCACACUGCAAAUGCUUCAGUGCAUCACUCUCAACGAUGGAGUGCCAGCCACCAGUCUUUCCUUCGCUCCGAACGGCAAGAUUUGGACUGUAGCUGGAGCUGCAGAAUCACUUCCCAGCGAGGACAGUGUCAUGACCCCAGAAGCUGAGGCGGCAGCUGCUGCCACUGCCGCCCGGAUAGCGCUCGCUGCUGUUGCUCGUGUUCUAGUCCUGAGUGUGGGCCCUGCUGCUGCCCAUGCUGCUGAUCAGACUGCUGAAAAUGCUGCUGCUGAUGCCACUGGAGCAUCAGGGGGUGUAGCAGAAGGGGCUUCAGCGGAUGUGAAGUAUAAAGUGCUGGCUGAUGGGGAAGUGCCAGGUGGCAAAGAUCUAUUGGCUUCGUUACAAGGGUCUGUGUCUGGGGAUGUGGCAGCAGUGGCGAGGGAGGCAGCCAAGGGGGUGGUGGAUGGGCUGUGGGGAGCAAUGAAGAAGAAAGAGUAUGGGGAGGAUGAGAGGGAGUGCAGAAAGCGCAGGCGCAAUGACAAGAAGCACGACUAUUUCUUUGGUUCGGUAGAAUCCACGGAUGGGACCGGCGGAGAACAAUCCAUUUUAGCGUCCAACCUGCGGCGCUUCACGUACAAAGAGCUGCAGGCCGCCACCAACCGGUUCCGCGACGAGAGCGUGCUGGGCGCGGGCAGCUUCGGCAAGGUGUACCGCGGGGCCAUGGAGGAGUGGAUGGGGGAACUGCCCAAGGGGGAGAAGCGGCCGCUCGCCAUCAAGAUGCUGGAUGAAGAGAGCUUUCAGGGCUUCGGCGAGUGGAUGGCGGAGGUGCUGCUAUUAGGUCGCCUGCAGCACCCGAACCUGGUGCGGCUGCUGGGGUACAGCACGGACAGGGACGAGGCAGUGCUGGUGUAUGAGCUGCUCGAGAACGGCAGCCUCGACUCCUGGCUCUUCCCAGACGACCACACAGGAGUGUACAAGCACCGCCCGCUUACGUGGGAGGAGCGCGUGCGGAUAGCACUGGACGCCACACAGGGCCUGGCGUAUCUGCACUCAGAGAACGUGAUUCACCGCGACUUCAAGUCCUGCAACGUGCUGCUCGAUAAGGAGAUGCGGGCGAAGCUGACGGACUUUGGCAUGGCCACCAUGGGGCCAGAGUCAGGGCAGACUCACAUCUCCACGCGAGUCAUGGGCACCAUGGGGUACCUCGACCCCAAGUACCUUGAGACAGGUCAUCUCACACCAAAGAGUGACAUCUACGCACUCGGAGUAGUUUACUUCGAGCUCCUCACCGGCCGGCCUCCCUCGUCUGGAGGCGACAACGACGACUGCAAGUUGACGACGUGGGUGCGCGCACACGUGGCACAGCGCCGCCCGAAUCUCGAGGCAUUCAUGGACGAACGGCUAGAAGACAAAUAUUCCCGCGUGGGCGCGCAGAAACUGCUCGUUCUCGCCAAGCACUGUAUCAACGAGGAUCCGGCCGGGCGGCCGCAGAUGGAGAAUCUAAUCAAGACUCUGCAGCAGCUGAUGACCCUGCCAGUUGGGGACGAGGGGAAUGGUGUGGCGGGGGGAAGAGGAGGGGGAGGGGCGGGGGGAGAGCUAGGCUCGCUCCCCACGUCGCCCCCCCCGCACGCGCAUCAUCUUCCCCUCCCCCAUUAUCAGCUCCCCCAUCUCCCCCCGCUCCCCAUCCCCGCGCCUUUUCCGCCUCACUUUGCGCCCGCGGGGGAGCUUUUCCCCCACCCGCACGCGCACUUGGCGCAUCUCCCCUUCCCCCACUACCCGUACAUUUCCCCCUUGCACCACGCGGGAUAUGCGGUCGCGGCUCACGGCAAUCUCGAUGGAAUUGUUGUCGGGCAUUCCAGCGCGAUUUCCGGCGGAAUUUCCGGCACAAUUCCCGGCGCGAGUCCCGCGCUUCACGGGAGAACGCCCCCGUUAACCCCGGCGCACGAGGCCCCUUGUCGGGACCCGCAAUUUACGCGCGGAAGCGGCGGCGGAAGCACGGAGAGCGCGAGGGGGGGACCCGGGGAUAGCGCGCGCGCACGGAAUGGCGGAGCAGCGGCGCUGCGCGAUUCGGGGUAUUCGGAGUGGGGGGGAGCGGAGCGUUGUGCGGAGGAGGGGAGGGGCGCGGGGGAACUGGGGAAACCGGGGGAAGAGAGAGAAACCGUGGGCCAGUCAGAGGAGAAUGGUGGAGACGCGAGAGGAGUGGUGGAGUGUGACUAUGGGGGAAGAGAGGAGGCGGCGAGGGUGGGGGGGUUGGAGCUUCUAGACGAAGAGGAGGAUGGGGAAAGGGAAGAGGAAGGGGAGGAGGAAGAGCGGGAGGGCGGGGAGUGUGACUUGGGGGAGGAGGGGCGUGACUUAGCGGUGGCCCAUCCGCACACUGCUCCUGCCAUCCUGGUGGCACCGCCACUGCAGGAGCAAGAGGCGGAAUGCAAUGGCAAUGGCAAUGGCAAUGGCAAUGGCAACGGCAGUCACAGUGGCAUGGCAGCUGGUGUUGGGGCAACCAAUAUCGCGGCAGCCCACAGCAGGGCAGCCGUGCAAAGCUUUCUGCCUUUGGCCUUAGGCCAGCAGCUGCAGCAGCUGGCGCAGGCGGAGGGGACGCAGCAGGCAGGGGGAGCGCGAGCAGUGGAAGCACGAGCAGGGGCGGUGAAGACGAGAGGAGGCUUGGCGAGGCAGCAAGACCAACAGCACCAGCAGCAGGGGCAGAGAGGAGGGUUAAAUAGAGUGCAGGGGGGUAUGCAUGUGCAUGUGGGUGCGGCAGGGGGAACAAGGCGGCUGCAAGUCGACAUUGAUGCUGCUGGUACGUGUGUUGCCAUGCCAAGGGAGCAGGGUGCGGGUUCCAUUGUAACGAAUCUUUUCACGGCUGAUGCAGCUGGUGCGAGAGCAGUAUGGAUGCAUGCUGCUGUGUGCUGCUCGUUCAAUCUAUUCCCCAUCCUUCUCUCCCCUGCAGUAUUCGCGCGGCUCAUGCAAGUGGUACGAGAGCGGUAUGGAGGCAGCAUGCAGCGGUGGAUGCUUGCCGCAGUUGCCACCACAGAGGGGCAUACCGGCACGGAGUGGGGGAGCGGUGGUGUGGGGCAGGAAGCAGGACAGAGCAGAGUGGACAGAACAGGGAAGAGCAGAGGGGACAGAGCAGGGCAGCGAGGGAGGGCAGGGAGCUGUGGGGGAGAGGGGGAAGAGGGUAUGAGGGGGGACGGACGCGGGGCACGUUGCAGGGGGGAUGGGGGAGGGCCGAGGGGAGGGGAGGGGUUUGAGACAGGUGGUGCUGGUGGGGAUGUGGAGCAGCAUAUAGCGAAGAGGAGGCGGGUGGAGCGUGGGGGAUUGGACGAACGGGAGGUGGCUGGGAAGGUGUUUGGAGAGAGCGCGCAUGGGUUAGGUCGGCAGGGGAGAGAGGGGGCGGAUGGGGAGCGCGUGGGAAGGGAGGAGGAGGGGGAUGCAUGUGGGGGUAGUGGCGAGGGCGACUGUGUGGAGUGGUUGGGAGAAUGGGGGGGCGCGAGAGGAGAGCAGGAGGGGGCCGUGGGAGGGGGGCAAGAGGGGGGUGCAUGGGACAGUGGAGAUGAGGUGGGAGGGGAGAGCGGGAGAGGUGGGGGAGGAGACAGGGCAAUGAGGGGAGAUGGGAGCGGGAGGGGGAGAGGGGGCGCGGAGAAGGAAGGGGGGAAGGGGGAGGGGGAGAGGGCAGGCGUGAAGGUGAGGAAGUCCCACUCUUCAUACGAGCUGGCAGCAAUAGACCGUGCAGCAAUAGACACAGCAAUAGACCGUGCAGCAGCAAUAGACCGUGCAGCAAUAGACCGUGCAGCAAUAGACCGAGCAGCAGCAAUAGAUCGUGCAGCAAUAGACCGUGCAGCAGCAAUAGACCGUGCAGCAGCAAUAGACCGUGCACCAAUAGACCGUGCAGCAGCAAUAGACCGUGCAGCAAUAGACCGUGCAGCAGCAAUAGACCGUGCAGCAAUAGACCGUGCAGCAAUAGACCGAGCAGCAGCAAUAGAUCGUGCAGCAAUAGACCGUGCAGCAGCAAUAGACCGUGCAGCAGCAAUAGACCGUGCACCAAUAGACCGUGCAGCAGCAAUAGACCAUCGUGCAGCAAUAGACCGUGCAGCAGCAAUAGACCGUGCAGCAGCAAUAGACCGUGCACCAAUAGACCGUGCAGCAGCAAUAGACCGUGCAGCAAUAGACCAUGCAGCAGCAAUAGACCGUGCAGCAAUAGACCGUGCAGCAAUAGACCGUGCAGCAAUAGACCGUGCAGCAAUAGACCGUGCAGCAAUAGACCGUGCAGCAAUAGACCGUGCAGCAAUAGACCGUGCUGCAAUAGACCGUGCAGCAAUAGACCGUGCAGCAAUAAACCGAGCAGCAAUAGACCGUGCAGCAAUAGACCGAGCAGCAAUAGACCGUGCAGCAAUAGACCGUGCAGCAAAAGGCCGUGCAGCAAUAGACCGUGCAGCAAUAGACCGUGCAGCAAUAGACCGAGCAGCAAUAGACCGUGCAGCAAUAGACCGAGCAGCAAUAGACCGUGCAGCAAUAGACCGUGCAGCAAAAGGCCGUGCAGCAAUAGACCGUGCAGCAAUAGACCGUGCCAUGGAGCUUGAGCUUGCCCUCCGCCCUGAGAAUGCACCCAGAACACAUCCCCAGAACACAUCCCCUGAACACAUCCCCAGAACCCCUAACACUGAACCCUCAGCCAACGUGCCGGAGCAGCUGAGGGGAUCAGAUGCGUACGAGCUGGCAAUGACGUACCGCAUGGCUGUGGAGGCAAGGGGGCCGGAGCAGCUGAGGGGGUCAGAUGCAUACGAGCUGGCAAUGACGUACCGCAUGGCUCUAGAGGCUGCUGGCAUGGCUGCUGGGCAAGGGGUUGGUGGUGCGCCUCAUGCUGCUGCUAGCACUGGUGGUGCUAGCGCUGUUACUCGGUCUGCUGUAGCUCGUAGCACAAGUGAGGGAACACAAGGGGCACAAGGGGCAGUGCAGGGAGCACGAGGAGCAGAGGGGAGCCACGGGGCACAACAGGGAGCACAUGCUGCAGGGGGAGGAGAGGCGGGUGGCGGGUUGCUGGGGACGCCUUGGGAGGAGCUGACAGUAGCGCAGAUGGAGCAGAUGCUGCAGGAGACGAAGAGGCUGAUAGCAGCGAGUGAAAGGGCGCACGUUUGCCCGCACACGGGGUGUCCGCGCAAGUUCGCCACGCCAGGGACACUCAAGGACCACCUGAACGAGCACUCGGGGCAGCGCCCCUACCAGUGCUCCGUGGACGGGUGUGGCGAGCGCAUGGCCACCCGGCAGCUGCUGGGCCGGCACGUCAAGAAGCACGAGUGCUUGCACGCGUGUGCGGUGCCUGGGUGUGGGAAACGGUUUGCGUUCCGAGAGCGGCUGGUGAGUGGCUGGAACCAAGUUGUGUUGACAGGCAUGGCGUCCUUGCCUUUGCUCGCCUCCCUGCUCGCCUCCCUGCUCUUCCUCACUUGUCAGCGCAGAGCCAAACCAACAACCCGCACUUCCUUUCCUCCCUCCCUCUCCCCCUCCUCUCUCCCUCCUUCCCCUUACCAGGUGGUGCAUCAGCGCACGCACAGCAACGAGCGGCCCCUGCAGUGUCCGUGGGAGGGGUGUGAGAAGACGUUCAAGUGGACCAACUCGCUGCACGGCCACCUGCGCACGCACACGGGCGAGAAACCCUUCCACUGCUCUCCCACUCGCUUGCCGCAUCACACUUCCCCCUUCGUUUCCCCCUUUCCCCCUCUCCCUCCAACCCCGUUUCCCCCUUUCCCCCUCUCCCUCCAACCCCGUUUCCCCCUUUCCCCCUCUCCCUCCAACCCCGUUUCCCCCUUUCCCCCUCUCCCUCCAACCCCGUUUCCCCCUUUCCCCCUCUCCCUCCAACCCCGUUUCCCACCCUCCCCCCCCCAUCCCCCCGUCCCCCACGCUCCCCCCCCCUCCCCCGCUCUCUCCCCCAACCUCUAA